Caenorhabditis sp. 36 PRJEB53466 is the source of this 2668-nucleotide messenger RNA. The record is from the annotation of a GenBank genome assembly. NCBI's taxonomy places the organism in Eukaryota, Metazoa, Nematoda, Chromadorea, Rhabditida, Rhabditidae.
AUGUCCAACUCGAGUUGUGCUGCUCCGUCGGAUCUCGCCCGUCUCGCCAGUGUGAACUUUGUCGUUUCCCAACUCGUCGAUCUCACCGCCAUCCUCAUCACUUUCGGCUCCACCUAUUUCGCUGUGAACGUGGUUCUCAAACGAUCCAUCUUCCAACUUUCCACUAAAAUUCUUCUACUCCAAAACCUAUUCUACGCGAAUCUCCAUCAACUUUCCUAUGGAAUCGAGGCGGUCGGACUUCUCUACAGACACGCUUUUCUGAUGGAUGAACCGUGCAAAAUUCUUCAGUCAGAAGCCCACUGCGCCCCGUAUUUGGAAGUAUUGUUGUGUGGAAUCAGUGGAAUGAUUUACGGACAAACUGGACUUAUGAUCGACAGAGCGUUCGCCACGUUCUCAGAAAGUUAUUCGAAGCGGAAGAGUCUUUGGGUUGCCUGCUCCAUUUUUGUGGCCAUUCUUGCGGGAAGCGCAUCCACCGGACGUCUUCUUUUGUGGGACGAUCCCGUUGAAAAGUUCAUCUUCGGCUGCUUCGUGUUUCCAUCGCAAAGCUCCGCCAGAUCCAUCCGAUAUUUCAUGGUCUGCACCUUUUUGACCCUUUUCAAUUUGGCCACUUCUCUUCUGAUUAUGCGCUAUAACAAACGGUUUGAAUACGCGUAAGUUACUCUCUUCAGGAUUUUAACAAAGAAACGUUUGUUUCAGAACCAGGUUCAAAGUGGGAGAAAGAUUCCGAAAAAGAGAAGCGAUCGAGUCCACAAAGACCAUUUGCUUUCUCAUUUGUUUCCAGUUCAUCGGCAUGUUCAUUUACUACUUCGGAAUUAUGCUUUUGGCGCGAUUGAAAGAUGUGCUCGUGGUGUCAACAUUUUAUUUUUGGAUUGUCUGGUGUUACGUAAGUUUUUCAAAGCUUUGCAUGUAAGAUAUCAAAAAGUGGUCAGCUGAUAAAAUGUACAAAAUGAGCUAAUAAGCAAUUUCUUUGUUGACAACUUUUUGAUAUCUCUAUCGGCAACUGAUAGGAAUCGCUUUGAAAACUACUAAUUCCUUUGCAGACAGUUCCAUUCACCGCCGCCUCGUUACCCCUCCUUUUAAUUCAAAGAAUCCAUUCAACGCGUGCCAAUCGUGUUCAAAUAAUCAGCGAAAUAACAAAUACAAAGCAAACUCAAGAAGAUCACAUCAAGGAAAUCACUAAAAUGUGGAACUGAGGGCGUCUUCUCGUUCAGUCUGUCUACAUAGAUCAUUUCGAAGAAUUCCAGCUAGUCCUCCAAUUAAUUGCUUUCUGUUUAUAUAAUUUGCCUUGGGGGGUCUCACUAACGCCUAUAAAGCAUUUACUCUAUUCAAUAACCUGCUUGUUUCGUUCCAUUCCAUUCCCAUUCAGUUGUGCAUUCGGAGCUAUCUCGUCCGAUGAUUCAGCUCGUUACUCACAUGAUAUUGUCUGUCUCCUAAUCAGCUCAUAACCAGAAACCAAUCAACAAUUGCUCUUUGUUCAUUCCUUUCCACGAGACGGAAUUGAAUUGUGUUCUGUUCAAAGGUCAAUCCACAAGGGGAGAAUACUCUCCAAUAACACCUACUCUUUCAUGUAUGACCACAAAAAGAAUUGUUUUGCUGCGAACACUCCGUGACGAAGCACGGAUUCGUCUGUCCCAGGCAGCGUCUCGUUUCUCCAAUUAAUUCAGUUUCUGUUUUUGUCCGAUUAUAAUUCUCUAAAUUUAGAAUGUCUUGGAAUUCGAGUUGUGCGUCUCCAGAUGACGUCACAUACCUUCAAAGUUUAAAUUAUCGGCUCUCGGCCUUUUGUUCUCUCUGCUCCGUUUGUGCCACUUUCUUCGUUUCGCUCAAAGCCGUUCACUUGAUUCGCACCAAAUCAAUAUUUCAAUCUUCCACCAAAAUCAUUAUUUUUUUCAAUAUCUUAUACGCAAACAUUCAUCAAGUUGCAUUCGCAAUUGAAGAGGUUGGUUAAUAUAGGAAAGACGAAAAAUUAGAUGUGUUUACAGGUUACCAUGAUCUACAAGAGUGUAUUUCUUAACGAUGAACAGUGUGUAUGGUUGCAAAGUGAAGAAAAUUGCGUUCCCUAUUCGUCCGUACGAUUCACCGGAAUAAGUGGAAUGAUUUACGCGCAGACCGGGCUUCUAAUUGAACGGUACGCUUUCUAGCUGUUGUUAUGGAGCAUAUGAGGCUUCCUUUUGAAAUUUCCCGAACGUAUGGAGCUUAACUCCUUAGGAAAACGGGACGUUCAACCUCUGAUUUCUGCAUUUUUGAGAAUUUCAUAACAACAAUCCCAGUCUCGAACGAUGACGUUGUGAGUAGCAGCCGACAACUCAAUUCGCAAGACCAGCUGACGAUUUCUGAACUUUUUUAACUUUUUUCUCACUGGGAUUUCUCCAAAUUGUCAAAUCCAAUUUGCAGCGCGUUCGCAACAUUCUACAAGAACUAUUCGACGUUCGUGAGCCGUCUCACCGGCAUCGUCGUCUCCUCCGUUGUGCUCGUGUGCAGUGCACUCACUUUCCGUCUCAUUCUCUGGGACGAUCCCCUGGACGGACACAUUCUUUCGUGCUUCAUCCCGCCGGAGCACAGUUCCACCAGAAUCAAUCUGUUCCUGUCCGUUUGUGUUCUUCUCACUCUUUUCAAUUUGAUCACUUCGAUUUCGGUUAUGUAUUACAACAAACGGCUGGAAUUUGAGUGA